AAAAAAUCUUUUAAAUGAUGAGAUUAAACUUUCAUCUAGAAAAUUGGAUACUCAAAUUUUAGGAUUUCAUUUUUGUUCUCAGGUUGUAAACAAGAACCACAGGUUUCUCUUUGCAAUAUUGAAGAAGCUGAAAGUUGUGUAGACUCUCCCCAGAACUGGGUGCCAGAAUACAAACCCUUCAUUAGUCAGAUCAGCAAUGGCUCUGUAGUCGUCUCAUUUUGGCCGAGUACCAGUCAGACAUACCCUAGAUACCACGUCUUGCUUGAGGAAGUAGUAGAUGUUAAAGAACGCAGAAUGCCACACUUCUUUGAAGCAUACUUUAAUUCACAAAGAGAUGGCAACCCUAAUGUGUAUUUUAACAACGUUUCCGAGGGAAUUUAUAUAGCUUAUGUAUCUAUUGAUGAAAACAUUUGUCCAGAUUGCACGUAUUUCAGAUCGAGCAAUAACAUUACUGCUCGUGCCAUGCCCACUCCCGCCCCCUCAACACCACCUACUUCACGCCGGAUCAACACCCGUCCUAGAGACCCUGAGGAGGUUAGCAUCUCAAAUAAAUCAGGAUCUACACUCCAUUUAGCAGCGCUGGCCGGAGCUCUGGGAGGAGUUCUUGGGUUAUUCUCAUCAUGGUCCUCAUAGCCCCCACGCGUAAGAGGAACUCUUUACCUCCUUUUAAACAAAUUGGUUUUGAUAAAGAGAUUGGAGGAGAUAAUUUGGAAAGAUCAGUCAUGUUUCAUCGGAAUAACAUCAUUACAUGCCAUACGGUUAGACCAUUUACCACAUCACAUUAUCUGACCCAAUGUUAGAACUUAUGUCUGUACUGAUCCCGCGUUUCUAUAAAGACUGGUAAAAACAAUUCUCGUUCGUAGUCUCCAAUCAAUAAGUGUCAUAAUAAACACGUGAAAGGUGAAUUAUCAAUAACUUCUCUGAUAUUCUUUCAAUUAAUCUUUGCAAUAACUCUUGAUAAUUUUUUAUUGCAAAGUUUAAAUAUGAAAUGUUUACGAAACACCACAUUGUUUAGAUAGCUUACACCUUCAAUUGAUUUACCAUGAUUUCUUUAAUACUUAGCAAUAUCAUUGAGAUAUGUUUAAAGAAAAAACAGGUUUACUCCAGUAUUUGUUUACGUUAAUAUGAUUUUGUUUCUUAAGGUUGAAAUAUGAGUUUUUCUUUGCUCACUUCUGAUUUGAUUCCUUAAGUUCAUUCUGUUUAAUAUCUUGUUCAAACUAGGCAACUCGUAUGCCACAUGAACAACGUACACACGAAGUCAUUAGGAACAUAGAAUGAUGACAUAUAAUUACAUGGUUACUUGUGAAUCUUGUCACAGUUAUUUAGAAAACACAUUUUCGAUACAUUAAGGAUUAAUCAUAUUUUUAAAGUUCUAAAUCUCCUCUUCAUAGUUCAAUGAUAUAUUCAAAACUAGAUGAUGCAUAUAAAGUGAGAACAAGAGUUAUUGAUUUUGGAAAUGUGUUUCCUUAACAGUACCAUUUAAUUUCUGUAGUCAUUUCAUUUGAUUUCAUUUCAUGCAACAUGCUUGCAGUCAGUGUGAUAAAAGGAUAUCCAACUUUCCUUACUAUUUGAUGUAUGUUUAGCAAACAAAGGGGAGAGAAUUUGUGGUAAUUACAAUAUUACUCAUUUUUGAUGAUUUGCUGAUAUCCAAGCAAGCAUAAUGAAUAAUAAAAUAUAUCCUUUGUGCUCUUACUCCGUGUUCUGUACCAUGAAAUUUCCAUUCUGUUGUUGUUAUGUUUUUGAUCUUCUUGCCAAUUAUGCUGAUCACAUAUUAGAUCAAGGCAUUUAAUUUAAUUAAUAUUCAUCCACUAGGAAUCGAAAUGGAGAUCUAAAAUUAAAUGUGUUAUGUAAAUGUGCAAUGUACAAAUGUGGUAGUCAUAGUUAUGCAUUUUCCCACUCUGCUUUUAACAUAAUUAUUUUUAUGUAAACUGUUAAACAGUACCUCUUGUAAAAUGACUCAAGAACUAUUUUAUACUUUUUGUCUUUCAUGUCCAGCAGUGGGUGUUACAACUAUGUAUUUCGAUAUGUCUCAUGUAACAUUUUCAUGCAGUGCAUGUAAACUAUGUUCUGAAAUAAACUUUAAUAAAUUUCUGUUAUACACAAA
Strongylocentrotus purpuratus (purple sea urchin) is the source of this 2104-nucleotide messenger RNA. RefSeq lists its product as uncharacterized. Bases 295 to 633 code for a protein of 112 amino acids. The record is from RefSeq and is a predicted model, not a curated record. The transcript has 5 exons. NCBI's taxonomy places the organism in Eukaryota, Metazoa, Echinodermata, Echinoidea, Camarodonta, Strongylocentrotidae.